Molecule: messenger RNA, 642 nt
Organism: Letharia lupina
Lineage: Eukaryota; Fungi; Ascomycota; Lecanoromycetes; Lecanorales; Parmeliaceae
Exons: 3
Coding region: 1-642 (213 amino acids)
Biological process (GO): mycotoxin biosynthetic process
Source: RefSeq, a predicted model, not a curated record
AUGGCUGUGUCCUAUCAUGAUCGAUCAAGAUAUGCAAACCUAGAAGUCGAUACUACUCUUACGUGGCAAGAAGUAACCGAGUAUUCGAGCGACAACAUGACUCUUACAGACGAGCGUUGGAAAGCCCUUAGCGCAGACGACGGCAUAGUUGCCGUGGACCGAGAGUGGGCGGCAAGGGAAGGUCUGCCACCAAGUGAGAAUGUUUUUCCGUGGGACAGCAGCAAACGAAUUUAUCUGUUGAAUGGAUACCACGGGAUUCACUGCCUUGCGCAAUUACAUCUCACCCUUAGGGAAUAUCGUGACGGCCUUCCGCAGAGUCAUUCUUUCGAGCACUCCAAUCAUUGUUUAGACUGGCUUCGUGGCGAUAUCAUGUGUCGUGCUGACGAUACGCCGCUCUACACGACGCGAUCCAUGGUUUCCGCGAACGGUAUCGGCCAGAGUCGCCAGUGCAGAGACUGGGGCAAAUUGGAAUCGUGGGCAAGAACCCACCAUUCAUGCUACCGAUACGGCGAUUUUGUGGUCGAAGAUAAACUUCCAUCGCAGAUGGGCAGGUUCAAGUACUGUCCGAACGAUUCUCCAUACCUCCCAGCCGUGAGAAAGUACUUCGGAAAGGGGGAUGACUGGCUCCCGGUCGAUCCCUGA